This is a messenger RNA of Sorex fumeus (smoky shrew), 1551 nucleotides long. It is a transcript of the gene TMEM59, whose product is annotated as transmembrane protein 59. The record is from RefSeq and is a predicted model, not a curated record. Gene Ontology annotation, biological process: positive regulation of autophagy. Gene Ontology annotation, cellular component: lysosome; late endosome. Bases 114 to 1085 code for a protein of 323 amino acids. Lineage: Eukaryota; Metazoa; Chordata; Mammalia; Eulipotyphla; Soricidae. The transcript is spliced from 8 exons.
AGGCGGAAGCGGCGGCCGCGGGGCGGGGAGGGAGUCCGGCCCUGCGGAGCCGAGGAGCGCCUGGAAGGAAAACAGCCUCCCGGCCGCGGAGCUCGGUGACAGAGGCAACCAAGAUGGCGCCGAGGGGGCACCUCUGGGCCGGGGCCCGGCUGGGGCUCCCGCCGCUGCUGCUGCUCACCGUGGCGCUGGCCGGGGGCUCGGGCACCGCCGCGGCGGAGGCCUUUGACUCGGUGCUGGGCGACACGGCGUCCUGCCACCGGGCCUGUCAGCUGACCUACCCCCUGCACACCUACCCCAAGGAGGAGGAGUUGUACGCAUGUCAAAGAGGCUGCAGACUGUUUUCAAUUUGUCAGUUUGUGGAUGAUGGAAUUGAUUUAAAUCGGACCAAGCUGGAAUGUGAAUCAGCAUGUACAGAAGCGUAUUCCCAGUCUGAUGAGCAAUAUGCUUGCCAUCUUGGUUGCCACAGUCAACUGCCAUUUGCUGAACAGAGACAAGAGCAACUCAUGACCCUGAUGCCAAAAAUGCAUCUUCUCUUCCCUCUGACUCUGGUGAGGUCAUUCUGGAGUGACAUGAUGGACUCUGCACAGAGCUUCAUAACCUCUUCGUGGACUUUUUAUCUUCAAGCUGAUGAUGGGAAAAUAGUUAUAUUCCAGUCUAAGCCAGAAAUCCAGUAUGCGUCACAGUUGGAGCAGGAAUCUACAAAUUUGAAAAAAUCAUCACUAGGCAAAAUGUCCUCAGAUCUGCAGGUGAGAAGUUCACAAGCACACAGGAACUAUCUUGAAGAUGGAGAAAGUGAAGGCUUUUUAAGAUGCCUCUCGCUUAACUCCGGGUGGAUCUUGACCACAACUCUGAUCCUGUCCGUGAUGGUGUUGCUCUGGAUCUGCUGUGCGACUGUCGCCACGGCUGUGGAGCAGUAUGUCCCCUCAGAGAAGCUGAGUAUAUAUGGUGACUUGGAAUUUAUGAAUGAUCAGAAGCUAAGCAGAUACCCAGCUACUUCUAUUGUGGUGAUUAGGGCGAAAACUGAGGAUCAUGAAGAAGCAGGACCUCUGCCUACAAAAGUCAAUCUCGCUCAUUCAGAAAUUUAAGCUUUUUUUUUUUUAGAAAAAAAGUAUGUACUAGACAUCUAAACUUUCCUCAUUGAGCUUUUUAAAAAUGGUUUCAUUGGAUACAGGGCUUAAAAUCACUAUAAAAUGCAAAUAAAGUUACCCCAAAGUUUGAAGACCAUUUGCUAAAACUUUACCUAUGAUUUCUUUCUAGUAAUUUAAGCGAUAGAUGUCUGGACUGUGUUUUUAUUUUACUUGAUAGCUGCACUAAUUCCUAUUUGUAGUGUUUCAUUUCCUUAGCGCUGUGUACUGAUCAUUGUUCUUUCCUACCUCCUGCCAUGAACUGUCAAUCACCUUAGUUAAUAUUCUCAGUAGGAUAUGAUAUUUCUGCUCAGAAAAUGACAACUUGUAAUUGGAAGUGCCCUUCAGUGACACUACAUUUUCAGUUGUGUUGAACUGAAAUGAUUAAAAUAUUAUUUCAAUAAUUACACUCUGAAAUUUGAGUUAA